CCGCCCCGAUCUGCGCACUUCCAGGGCACUGUGCUCCUAAAGGGUGUCAACCCGCAGGUGUCUCUUCCGCUGCGCUGGGCAUUUGCAAAAGGCUCGCCAGAUUUCGACCUGGAUUUCAAGCCGGACUUCAAGCCGGAUUUCCACAUCCACCCGGGGAAGCCGUUUAAAUACCGACUUCCUGAGGCGUCGAUCGCGAAAUUCGGAGGUGGGCCGAUCAGAGCCUCGCUGCCAGAUGGAUCGCCUUUGCCGAGUUGGCUUCACUUUGACAAAACCUUCCAUUCGUUUUCGGGCACGCCGCCCCGAUCUGCGCACUUCCAGGGUUCUCUGCUGCUAAAGGGUAUGAACCGGCAGGGCUCGGUGUCCCUGCCACUGCGCUGGGCCAUAGCUACCGGAGCGCUACCCAUUGCAAGAGGCUUUUCACCGGAAUUCAGCAUCCACCCAGGGAAGCCGUUUACCUACAGGCUUCCUAAGGCGUUGAUCACGCAAUUGGGAGGUGGAGACCUAAGUUUCAGUGCCUUUCUGCCAGAUGGAUCGCCUUUGCCGAGUUGGCUUCGCUACGACCCAGCAAGCCAUUCGUUACUGGGCACGCCGCCCCGGUCUGUGCCCUUUGAGGGUACCGUGCUCCUAAAGGCUAUCAACCGGCAGGGCUCGUUGUCUUUGCCGCUGCGCUGGGUCAGCGAGCCGGUGCUGCCGGGCCUGGCCGAUGCCGUGGCGGUGGUGGGGCGCCGCUUCGAGUUGCAGCUGCCCAGCUGGGCCACAGCCGGCGCCCGACCAUAUGCUACGCUGGCGGGGGGCCAGCCUUUGCCCAGCUGGCUGCACUUCAACGCGGAUGACCUGCGCUUCCACGGGACCGCUCCAGACCAGGAGUCGCUGCACAUCCACCUGGGCCCGGUGGGCAACGGCUUCCGCCUGCGUGUGGUGGGGGGCACCUUGGACGCCAAGGCCGCGGCCCUGGCGGCGCGGCCCCUGGAGUUGGCGCGCCCCGAGUUCCCGGCGAGCCGCUACUGCGCGGAGGCGGACGUGAUCUACGAGCCCAUGGACCCGCACCCCCAGGUCACCUCGGACCUGGUGGAGUGUCAGCUGCUCUGCCGGCGCACCAAGGGUUGCGGGUACUGGACCUUCUUCUACCCCCUGAAGACUUGCCACUUCAGCGCCUUCCAGACCUCGAAGCGGACGUACCGCCUCGGCUUCCAGGGUGGGCCCGCAGUGUGCGGAGAGAUCCAGGGCCUGGGCUCGGCGUCGCUGGAGGACGGGCUUCUGGCACAGAAGUGCCUGGUGCAGCACACGUCCUUCUCACCGCUCUAUGGUCAAGGUCGGCCAGAGUCGUAUGAGACCAGCGCGGCGGAGUGCCAGAAACAGUGCCAGAAGACAUCCUGGUGUGCCACCUUUGUUUACGACAGCCUCUCCAAGGGCUGCAACCUCCAGGAGUGGAAUGCUGUGGCCAUACCUGCUGCGGAGCAUCAAGCGGCUGGGCCGCGGGAAUGUAGUGUUGGGCUGGACUUGAACCUGACGCUGCGCGCCAGCGAUGCUGACAGCCACCGCAGCAAGUGGGAGACGCUCUUAAAAGCUGCACUAGUACGUGCUGCAGGCAACUAUUCCUCUGACACGGAGCCGCCAAAGCCGCUGCUGGACGUGUCAGAGAUCUCGUUCACGGCACUGUCCAGGCAGCCCAACGAGCUGGCCCUGGCAGUGGACAUGGAUUCAUCCUCCAGGCGGUCAUUAUACAUUCACCAGUUGCUGAACUCGCCCAAAGGGCCCACAUUUCAGCAUGCGAUGGAGGAUUUCAUGAACCAGACGCAGUCAAUGCUGGAGCUUGGUCCUUUCCACCUCUCGUUGGACCAGUGGCAACUGGAUGUCGAGGGCGACGACUUUCCAGCUCGUUACGCAACCAAGGAGCCUUCAGCGCAAUACCGCCCAUCGUGAACCCAUCCUGGGGUAGCCCUGUGUGGGCUCUGUCCGCUGUGACCGCGGCCAUGCUUGCUGUGACCCUGGUGUCGGUGGGGCGCAAGGCCUUCACGGCGACCGCUCGCACGUCUGAAAACUGGGCUUAUGCUCCGGGUAUGGCGCGGGUGAGCAGUCGGGCUUUGGCUGCGACUCACCGGUCCUCAGACAACCCGGAAUACUCGGCCUUGGACACUGAGCAGAUUUGCAUGUUCCCGUGAGCAAUCCUGGUGGCCCAUGUUGUUUACACAGCAGCUUGUGACACCUCGGCCACCUUGGCCUGUGCUCUCCGGAACAUCUUACGGCAUGUGCCACUUCAAAAUCGGAAGUGUGGCCUUGGAGCUUGGAGGCUCGGAUGGAGUUUAUUUGACCAAUGAGGCAAAGACCUUUGAGGUCGUCAGCGGGCGCUGCCAAUUUCCAAAACAGAGGCAACAUCCAAACAACCGGCGUUUAGACAGCACGAGCGCAACAUCCAAAUAUGAUGGAGACAGUUGGGGAGAUUAAAUUGGGGA
This is a messenger RNA of Effrenium voratum, 2453 nucleotides long. NCBI's taxonomy places the organism in Eukaryota, Dinophyceae, Suessiales, Symbiodiniaceae. The record is from the annotation of a GenBank genome assembly.